UUCAUGUGGGGUAUCAUUACAGCGAGCAAACUGCAGGAUGGCGACAGCUGGCACUCCUGAGGACGAACACCCCCAUGAUUACGGUUAUUUGUCGCCCAGAGGCAGCGAUUCAGAUGAAGACGAUGAUUCUCAGGUGACUGCGAAGGAGCCCUGCAGGUAUUACAAUAAGGGCCACUGUCGGGACGGUGACACGUGCAGACACCCGCACGUCUGUAAGUUUGCCCUGAGUGGAAACUGUAGAUACGGGUCCGGGUGUAAGCUUAAACAUCCCAGAGGAGGAGGUAGGUCGAGUGGGGGCGCCAAAGAGCGAUUUACAUCGAGAGCUUCUGAGGACGAAGACCCCCCCGAGGCUGGUUAUUUGUCGCCCAGAGGCAGAAAUUCAGAUGGAGAUGAUGAUUCUCAGGUGACUGCGAAGGAGCCCUGCAGGUAUUACAAUAAGGGCCACUGUCGGGACGGUGACACGUGCACGCACCCGCACGUUUGCAAGUUUGCCCUGAGUGGAAACUGUCGAUACGGGUCCGGGUGUAAGCUGAAACACCCCAGAGGAGGAAGGAGGUCGAGUCAGGCCGGCGGGGAAGAUGAUCCAAAGAUUUCUGGUGGCCGACUCUACAAGUGGCAGUUGAAUGAUGGAACCGGCUGGAUGGAUUUUAGUAAUGAUCAUGUGAUUGAGGCCCAGUAUUGCCUGCCCCACACCAAAAGUAUUAAACUCUACAACACAACGCAUGGGGUCGUGAACAUUAAUUUUAAUUUGAUGACAGUGUCUGGGAAGAGCCUGAGAGUGAGACGUCUGGAUGAUGGAAACACAGAGUGGGUCUGGUUCUGCACUUUGUAUAGUAAGUGGAUCAAGUACGGAGACAAGGAUCCAGACGGAAAACCCACUCCCGCGAACAGCUCCGACAUAGAACAGAAGUUCCAGAGUAACCCAAAAAGCUCUUUCACUUUCAACAUCGGCGCUAAAACCUAUGAAAUAAAAUUCGUAGAAAUGCAACAGGUGAGUAAGGACAGAAAGAGGAGAGUCACUCGACGUCCACUUUACCGACAGCGCCGAGCAGGGGCAGGAGUUCCUCGAGGCCACUCAGUUUCCCAGAAUACUGCUGUGGGCACCAAACCUCAGUGGCAGUUCGAGGGGGACAAUCGAGUCUGGCACAAUUUCAAAAACACGCGCGGCACGAAUGAAACCAGCGAUGACAUUGAGCGGAAGUUCCAGGACGACCCCAACAAGAUCAUGGACUUCCAAGCCAACGGAAACACGUACAAUCUAGACUUUGGAGCGAUGAUCCAAACCAACCUCAAGACCAUGUUCACACGCAGGAUCAGACGUAGGCUGGUGUGAGCGUCGAGGACGAGUUUGACCUCCAGAGGACAGUCCGGAAGAAAGUUUCAUUAAUGUGGGGAAUACUUUUGUCAAUUUGUCAAUGGCUUUCAAUAGAAUAUGAUCUGGAGUAUAUAGGUCGUAUAAUGGUUAUAAUGGUUGACUUAAUAUUGGGUUUAUAUCAGAAAGAAAUUCAGGAUCACAUAGAAUUUUUCUGAAGAAUGUUGAGUAUACCAAAAACUUUUCCAAAGAAAAUUGUGCCAAAUUAUUUUUUCCACCUUUAAGGUGCCAAACAAACUUGCACUCCAAUGAUGUACUGCCAACUUGCCUUAACUUACAAAUUAACUAACUUGUCACGAUAUAUUUACUUGAUUUCAUUCACACUGCUACAUUAUUACCAGCACACUGCAAUAACAAAGGAAUGCAAGUAUUGUAUGUUGAUAAAAAAGGACACGAUGUUGUCAUAACUCCACUGUGUAUUGUCCUAUCACCACCAAACUUCUGUCUCAUGAUCAGAGUCCAAGCCUGAACAGCUCUAUGUGUCAAUAUUUUCUCAGUCAUUAUAUAUAUUUUUCAGGCAAAACGCUUGCAACGCUUCAAAAUGCAUGUGCUUGGGCCAACCCAGUGCUGCUUUGCAGUCCUAGAAAUUUCAGAAAUUGUAUUCAAGUAUAGUAAUCUAUUAUUUGCUUUACCGGUGCAAUGGCCGUUGUAGAUGGGUUGUUUGCUUGGACUGUGGUAAUGCUGGUUAUAAUCGAAAUCCAUAUGACAGAUACGUUUGCUUUGAUCUAUCAUUUAUUUAGAUUCUCAUCAUCUUUCAGACAUUGAAUAUUAACUCUUUGUCUUAUUUAAUAUAUUUUUGAAAACCCAAUAAAUACACUGGGGGAAAA
This is a messenger RNA of Limanda limanda (common dab), 2199 nucleotides long. RefSeq names its product protein mono-ADP-ribosyltransferase PARP12-like. Bases 38 to 1333 code for a protein of 431 amino acids. Gene Ontology annotation, molecular function: metal ion binding. The record is from RefSeq and is a predicted model, not a curated record. NCBI's taxonomy places the organism in Eukaryota, Metazoa, Chordata, Actinopteri, Pleuronectiformes, Pleuronectidae. The transcript has 12 exons.